This is a messenger RNA of Aaosphaeria arxii CBS 175.79, 348 nucleotides long. RefSeq lists its product as uncharacterized. NCBI's taxonomy places the organism in Eukaryota, Fungi, Ascomycota, Dothideomycetes, Pleosporales. Bases 1 to 348 code for a protein of 115 amino acids. The record is from RefSeq and is a predicted model, not a curated record. The transcript has 2 exons.
AUGGACAACCAUCAUUAUACGGUUCCUCCGAGCCAGCUACCCGCACCAUCUGCAGAGCACCGCCCAGCCUAUCACGAAUAUCCUCCAGAAGAACCUCCGCCGUCCUACGAUGACGCCACCCACUCUUCCCAUUCCCCUCUCCUCGUCGGACCUCCCCCGGACUAUGGCACCUACAGAGCUUAUCCUAGCCCGGAUGUCUCCUCCGUUGCAAGCAGCGACAUAGAAGGCACGUCGCGGAGUCUUCCCGAAUGGGUUGGCCAAGCUAUGGUGGUGCUUUGUUUCCUAGGCAUCAUCUACGGCUUCUGGAGAGUCGUCAACGAUCCCAACUUUGGAGGCUUAUCUAGCUGA